ACAGGCAGUCGGAAGAGAGAGGUGAAAAAUGCACCAGAUUUACAGCUGUAGUGAUGAAAAUUUAGAAGUUUUCACCACUGUGAUUUCAUCCAAAUCAUGUAGUCCAGCCAGAAGAAAAGCCAAAAGCACACAACACAUCCUAACAAAGAGAGUGGUGACAGUGUCUGAUUAUCGGCCCUAUAGGACAGAGGACUUGCUUCCAAGCCAAGGUGAUCUCACCCAAGUCCUAUACAAAGAUGUGGUGAGGAACUUUGGCCGCUUGCAGAAUGAACAGGAAGGAUUCUGUCCUGCCAAGCACAGGGGAAUUUCUGAACAAGAGUCAUCAAAGUCCUGUGAUAACCAGUUGGAUGGUAAAUCUUCUCAACCUUCGACAUCCCCAGUCACCCAUAUCACAGUGAAACGGGCUGCAGCCAUAGAGCCAGCUACACAGGACAGUGCUUCUGCAGAAGACCACAGACAGCACUCAAGGAAGAACGCUGAGCAUGACUUAACCCUCGCCCCAGAAGCAGAUGCCUCUUUACCUUUGACUGGCAACAACUUGUGCGGGACACCCGGCAUCUUGAGGAAAAUGUGGAUGAAGCACAAGAAGAAAUCAGAAUAUCUGGGGGCAACAAACAGUGCCUUUGAGGCCGACUGACAAGCCUCAGCUUUGCUUUUGCAGGAUGAAUAUUCCUUUAGGAAGGGCAGAAGGCUUCAGGAUUUCCCUGGGUAUGGAUGUAACUCUGUUGAUGAAUAUCUGAGGACAUAACAUUACUUGUGCUAUUCAGGGCAUUUGCCUAACCUGGAUAGAUGGAAGGGUAAUGGAAAUAAAAGAUGAAUGUGAGUUAAUUCAACAGCCCAUAUUUUAUUGGAAUAUUUCUGAUACCAGUACAGUUGUAACAGAUUCCACUUUUGAUUUGCUAAUGCUAAAACUACUGUUGACUCAUGUGGUCCUAAUUAACUUAGGGUAUGGCUACACUUACAGUUGUACAGCGCUGGGAGUUACAGCUGUCUUCAUACAACUGUGUAGGGAAAGCGCUGCAGUGUGGCCACACUGACAGCUACCAGCACUGCAGUGUGGCCACAUUUGCAGCGCUGUUGGGAGUGGUGCAUUGUGGGCAGCUAUCCCAGUGUUCAAGUGGCUGCAACGUGCUUUUCAAAACAGGGGGGUGGGGUGGAGUGUGACAGGGAGCGUGGGGGAGACAGAGAGAGUGGAUUUUUGGAGCUGACACUGUUCUCAGCUCCCUGCCUUGCAAGUUCUAAGGACUGGAAGAUACACAGCACCAACCUUCAAUCAUUUUAAAAGUUUUGAC
Gopherus flavomarginatus (Mexican gopher tortoise) is the source of this 1292-nucleotide messenger RNA. RefSeq names its product vexin (gene VXN). Gene Ontology annotation, biological process: neuron differentiation; neurogenesis. The transcript is spliced from 6 exons. The coding region runs from base 29 to 637 and encodes 202 amino acids. The record is from RefSeq and is a predicted model, not a curated record. Lineage: Eukaryota; Metazoa; Chordata; Testudines; Testudinidae.